This is a messenger RNA of Protopterus annectens (West African lungfish), 2745 nucleotides long. RefSeq names its product interleukin 34 (gene IL34). Gene Ontology annotation, biological process: positive regulation of monocyte differentiation; positive regulation of macrophage differentiation; positive regulation of cell population proliferation. Gene Ontology annotation, molecular function: cytokine activity; macrophage colony-stimulating factor receptor binding. The record is from RefSeq and is a predicted model, not a curated record. Lineage: Eukaryota; Metazoa; Chordata; Ceratodontiformes; Protopteridae. The coding region runs from base 744 to 1298 and encodes 184 amino acids. The transcript has 8 exons.
UGACAGAUAUUUUGGUGUUCAUGUAAAACAAGAGUUUGAUUUCAAUUUAUUUUCCUUCCCCAGGGCAUGAACAAAACUUACAGGACUUUAUAGGAUGCAGGGCAGGGCAUAAUAAUGUGAGUCAGAUGAGGUCUGGUAACAGAGGAGACUCGAUGCAUGUAGUGAGACAGGACUGAAAGACAUUUAAUACUGUCCCUCCACAUAAUGUCUGCAGACAAGAAUCAUUAAAAGGACUGUUUAUGAUCUGUGAGAGACAGAAGCAGAGUGACUGGGCCAAGGACACCAAGUAGUGAAAAAGGAGAAGCUGGCAUAUAAAGUGGAAUUAACAGAUGCUGACAUAUCUAGGAUUACAAGACCCUGCACCAGUGUAUUCCGUGGAGGCAUUCUAUAUGAAAUCUACUCCAUAAAUACAUCAUAUUCUUCUCUUCAGAAGUUCAAAAACAUGGUAUACAGCCACCUUAAACUGUAUCUGUAAUACCCUGGAGGGUUGUGCUACAAGUGGAACUGGAAAAACCAAGUUGUGUAACUGGAACCAAAGCAUUCCUCUGAAAACAACUCCUUGUGGUGGAUGCCCAGAACCUAACAUUCCUGUAUACAUGCAUCACUGCUGUUUUAAAUUACUUUUCAUCCAUAUCUGUUUCUUCUGUCUUUGAAGUGUCAUAUUAAACCUGUUUGUGGCAUUUUGCUUGCGAGGCUGUCAACAUCUGUCUGAAACUGAUAAGGAAAGUUGCCACAGCAGAAGGAUGUUGUACAAUGUUCUGAAAGCUGUAUAUAUGAUGUGUGCACUGUGCCACUUGGUUUCUGGUCAUAUUAAUGGACGGUGCAAUGCCAUUCAAUUAAUCCACAACGAGCUGAGUUACAAGAAUCGAGUGACAUACAUGAAGGACAAUAUGCCAAUUGGCUAUACUAUCAAAGUACAAAAUGAAGAAGUUUACAGACGGUCUAAUGUCACCCAGCUGAAACAUCAUGUCAGUAAUCAAGACCUACAGUACCUGUGGAUCAUCAUCAAUGCAGAGAUCCUCCAGAAGAUUCUGAAGGUACUGCCUGAGAAGCAUUUCUCCAGAAACUAUAUACAAGUAUUAUCAGAUACCUUUGACUACAUGAAUGAUAUAAACACAUAUGAGAAUAAUGUUAUCCAAGAAAUUCAAAGGAGAAUAUUACAGAAUAACAAGGCAAACUGGAAAGAUGUCAAGCCAAAAGCCCUGUUAGACAACUGCUAUAAAGUCAUGCAAGACAUUUUUAACUGUGUGGGGAAAAGUACAGCAGGACUUCACAGUCGUGGGACUUCUGGAAACUGAAGCAGAAGCUCUAGCUGUGGUAUGAGAAAUUGAACAUUGUGUGAGCAGCCAUAGGAAAUAUGCUUUUUGUUCCAUGUAAAGAAAACUAAACAGCAUCUACUAUUGUGGAAUAAGCAGAGAGCUGAUUCUAUAAGCUUGUCUUGUGCAGCAGUGACUCCAGUGCCUUAAAAUGGUACUAGCAAUGAAGACAGAAAGAGGGACAUCUGACGGUUAUAGAAAGACCAUAUUCUGAUGCAUCACGCAUCACUCAUUACAUUUUAAAUAUGGACUUAUUUUGUUUCUCAUUAUAUUUUAAAUAUGGACUUAUUUUGUUUCUGUUUGGUACCUUUCUGGACACUGGAAGAAAGAUAAACAUGUUUGAAAUCAGGUAAAUAUGAAUAAAUUAACAUAUUUGAGGACUAAUAAUGGUUUGUUUAUAGGAUCUGCCUAUAAAAAAGAUCUAAAUCUAUUGCUGGUGUUGAAACCUCAUUAGAUUUUGUAUUGUCUUUCUAAGGAUGUCAGUAAUGCUUAAUUUUAUAUUGCUGCAAUGUUACGAUUAUAAAUACCACUACCAAUUUUGGGUACCUUCCUUAAAUGUAUUUCAUGUAAAAAUAGACCUGUGUGCUGAAUAAAUCUGUAUACAUGUUGUAUGUAAUAGUACAAACUGUAAAGUCCUACUGCAUGCAGUUGUGAAGCAAAUUGUUCUGUUACUGAGCGCACAUCCACUGCAGGGGUUGUGGAUGUCAGGCAGAUUAGAUGUGCUAGCAUAUGUGCUAUUGCACAAAUACUUUACAUACUUGCAGUUGGCAUAUUUUUGUUUUGUUACUACUUAUACCUGAAAACUCUCCUCUCCAUAUUUCCCUAACCAGAAUUUUCCCAGCCAAAUGGCUUCCAAUAUUGCAUGGAUGAGGUUUUUCCAUGUUGUUCAAAAUACACAUUUUGUAUCCAUUGUGUUUAAUGCACCCCAAAAUGUUUAUCAAAGAUGUCACAUACUGCAGUGAAGAGGAGUCAAAUAUUGAAUCAGCUACAAUGGCCCCACUGUUCUGCGGCUGCAAGCACACCAUUAUGGUUCAUUUUUCAGUGAUGUCUGUGAAGUAUGAAACCCUGGUGUUCUUCAUUGCUCUAAGUCAACAGUAGUAAAAAGUAACUUUUGUAACCCUAACCCUGCUAAUUAACCUCCUUUGUAUUCAGUAAGUAUGCAGAUAAAAUGUGCCAUUUCACUACUGCAAGUUUUGCCUGUUUAUUAGCAGAAUCCUUUUGAACUGUCCACAGCAUUUUGCAUAAUCUGUGGACAUGUAAACAGACACGCAGAUAAACUGGCUAUGCCUUGUAUAUCUGCUCAGGCAACAUACACAGCAGUUAAUACAAUUUUUUCAUCUACCUGACUACAUCACAGUCUGAUUUACAUUUUAUGUAUUGUAUUGUAUUACAUUAUCAACUGCUCUUUGGUAAUACAUUUUUAUCAUUA